AUGUGGCUGAGGAUCUUCAUUUUUACCGUUCUUUUCAAUGCAGUAAAUGCAGGCAUCGAUCAAACGUAUGAACUGGGCACAUUUCUCCGUCAACGCUACGUCGAAGGGAGCCAGUUGUUUGGACCAAACUUUGACAAAAGCAAGGUAUUCAUCCAAGCAUCGGACAGUGAGCGAGCCCUUGAAUCAGCUCAAUCCGUUGCCACCGCUCUUUUCCCACCGAUUGGAAAUAGAGUAUGGAACUCGAAUCUUCUUGGCAACCAGUUCCCAUCCAUUCGAAUGGAAUUGAUCGCCAGGAUACGCUUC
Mesorhabditis belari is the source of this 303-nucleotide messenger RNA. NCBI's taxonomy places the organism in Eukaryota, Metazoa, Nematoda, Chromadorea, Rhabditida, Rhabditidae. The record is from the annotation of a GenBank genome assembly.